Messenger RNA from Synchiropus splendidus (mandarinfish), 1175 nucleotides. RefSeq lists its product as uncharacterized. The coding region runs from base 258 to 761 and encodes 167 amino acids. NCBI's taxonomy places the organism in Eukaryota, Metazoa, Chordata, Actinopteri, Syngnathiformes, Callionymidae. The record is from RefSeq and is a predicted model, not a curated record. Gene Ontology annotation, biological process: autophagosome assembly; positive regulation of DNA-templated transcription. Gene Ontology annotation, cellular component: nucleus; autophagosome. The transcript is spliced from 4 exons.
UGUCAAACUUUGACGCAUGUUACUCGCUAGAAAUAAACUUUGAAUUCUGGUCAUGACUGAGCGCUGAUCUGGCAGAACGGCGGGAGCGCCCUCAUUGGCUGAGAGCAUGUGACGUCAUCAGACACAGGCGGGGCUCCGGCGGACAAACAAGUGGAGGAUCAAAACAAUCUGUACGGAGGAACAUCACCGACACUUUCCACAGACGACGACGCCUUUCGACGACGGAUCCUCGUCUCACCAGACUAGAAGAGUCAAACAUGUUUGGAAAGAUUCUCUUCCACCUCCUUGGAAGCAACAACGAUGACGUCUGCAAGUCAACACAUGAUGACUUUGAGGAGCUGAUGGAGCUUGAAGAGGGAGGCUGGGUGAUUGUCAACCUCCCAGAGACUGAGGUGGACCACUCAGAGGCGGUGGACCCCCUGGAGAACCUGCUGAUCGAACACCCCAGCAUGUCGGUCUAUCAGAUGAGGCGCCGGCUCAGCGGAGCCGAGGAGGAGCUGGAGGAGGAAGGCUUCGAGGAGGAGGAGGAGCCACACUGCAGGCCAGUGGCGGUGAGGCGUCAUAUAUCCUGGCGCAUGGCGGCCUGGGGCCUCCCCGUGCCCUGCAACGUCCAGCUGCUGUCCGCACGCCGAGCCAGCGCCGAGAUGGAGCGCAAGAAACUGAGCCACGGCGCUCUCAAAAGGCAGAACCUGACCAAGGUGCGCUACUACCGGCGCUACGGUCACUUCAAGCAGCCGUGCCAGCGCCUGUGCAACUAUUGAGUGGCGGCUGUGGUCCCUCACUGCCGCCGUGCCUUCACCUGGUCAGGAUGUCGGUGGUCACCUCACCUCACCUCACCUGCAAAACAGACGACUUCUGCUGCAGCCCUGACACAAUGUGACAUCAUCACACUGUCGGACCCUCGGGGAGGAAGUACCGUAACUGUAAACCAUUGUUCAUAAAGACGUAGGCUAGUGGGUGGAAUGCUGUGACUUUAAACACGUCUUUUUAUUUUUUUUAUUAUCCAUAAACUCUGUCGUGUCGUAGCUUUAGCUUUCUUUCCUCGGACUUGUUGUACAGUUCUUCAGUGUGUUCCCACUUUUUAAAAUGUUGAGACAUGUAAAUAAUGUUUUUAUAUUUAUAAAAAUGUACAAAAAAAGUCCAAAUAAAUCUUGUUUUCAUAUUUGAGGGUUUAU